GAUGGUUUCUCAGGCAGAGGACCAGGUGUGCAGGCAGAGAGGGGAUGCUGAGAACCCCCAACUUUCUAAACAUGGUGAUAUUGUGUUUGGUGGAAUGUUCGCUUUUCAUGGUAGCUGGAAGAUCAAAAAAGAUUUAUACACAAGCAAACCACUGCCACUGGAAUGCAACAGGUAAAUAAAUUACUAAACUCUUGCUGUUAGCUACUAACCACUAACAGCACUACAAGUAAAUGGCUACAUAUAUAGAUAAAACACUAUGGUUUAACUAAUUGUGGAUUAAUGUUAAAAUGUAAUUAAUUAAUUUUGACCAAAUACUAUUUUUUGUUUAUAUUCACCCUAAUGAACAUUUUAGUUACCUUUUGUUUUUUCAAAAUGUUUACAUCAAGUUUGAAUAUAGGAGCCUUCCAGUUUGCUCAGGCUUUGCUUUUUACGAUUGAGGAGAUCAACAACAGCACAGACCUACUACCUGGAGUCUCUCUGGGUUAUAAAAUAUAUGAUACUUGUGGCUCCAUUGUCAGAAGUGUUAAGGCUGCUCUGCUCUUGGCUAGUAGUAAUGAAGCUGUGUCCAGACCCUCAGAGGCUCCGUGUACCAAACCUGCACAAGUGCAGGCAAUAAUAGGAGAAACCUCAUCGUCUCCAUGUGUGGCUAUAGCCACUGUUGUUGGACCCUUUCACAUCCCACUGAUCAGUCCCUAUGCCACCUGUGCUUGUCUCAGUGAUAAAUCCAAGUACCCAUCCUUCCUCAGAACAAUACCCAGUGACUACUAUCAGAGCAGAGCUCUGGCCCAGCUGGUCAAAUGCUUUGGUUGGACUUGGGUUGGAGCUAUUAAAAGCAAUGAUGAUUAUGGCAAUAAUGGCAUGGCCACAUUCACAGAAACGGCUCAGCAGCUGGGCAUCUGUCUGGAGUAUUCAGUAGCUUUCUUUAGGACAGAUCCACCAAAAAAGAUACAAAACAUAAUUGAAAUUAUCAAAUGUUCAACCUCUAAGGUGAUUGUUGCUUUUCUCUCUUACUUUGAUAUGAAUGUUCUCGUGUAUAAUUUGUCUCACCACAAUUUGACUGGUUAUCAAUGGGUUGGUAGUGAGGCCUGGAUCUUUGAUUCUCAAACUGCACAAAUGGAUAAGCAUCAUAUACUGGAUGGUGCUAUAGGUCUGUCUAUCCCCAAAGCACAAGUUAGAGGAAUGAGAGAGUUCAUAUUACGUUUGAGGCCAGUGAAUAUAUCGGGUAAUGACAUCCUAACAGAGUUCUGGGAGACAUUAUUUUGUUGUAAGUUCAAACAGUCAAACUCAGCUGAAAAUCUGAAAAAAUGUACUGGACAUGAAGAUUUGAGUGGUUUACAACACAGUUACACUGAUAUGUCACUUAUGCCCAUAUUCAACAAUGUGUAUAAAGGAGUGUAUGCUGUGGCCCAUGCACUUCAUAAGAUUUUUGACUGCAAUGACACGUGUAAUGUGUAUAAUGUGCAGCUGGAUCCAUUGAGGAUUUUACAGCACAUAAGAAAGAUUAAUUUCAUAACAAAGGAGGGAGAUGAAGUUUAUUUCGAUAAGGAUGGAGACCCACCAGCAAAGUAUGAAAUUAUAAACUGGCAACCAGCAGAAAAUGGUGUUGUGGAUUUUGUCACAGUUGGUCUAUAUGAUACAUCUUUACCUGCAGACAAACAGCUGAAUCUGCAAAAUACUACUUUAAGUUGGACACAGAAUUCAACAAAGGUUCCUGUGUCAGUUUGCAGUGAGAAAUGUUCCCCAGGAACUCAUAAGGUUCUCCAGAAAGGAAAGCCUGUCUGCUGCUAUGACUGUAUAAGAUGUGCAGAGGGGGAAAUAAGCAACAUCACAGAUUCCAUCAGCUGUGUGCGAUGUCCACCUGAAUUCUGGUCAAAUGACAAAAGAGAUGUGUGUGUAAAGAAGGAGGCAGAGUUUCUAUCCCAUGAAGAAAUGAUGGGAGCACUGCUCACUGCAGCAUCUUUAGGUGGAACAUGCAUGACAGCUGUUGUAGCUUUCAUUUUCUUCACAUACAGGAAAACUCCUAUUGUCAGGGCCAACAACUCUGAGCUGAGCUUCCUGCUGCUCUUCUCCUUGACUCUGUGCUUCUUGUGUUCUCUGACCUUCAUGGGUCGACCCUCUGAGUGGUCCUGCAUGCUGAGACACACAGCAUUUGGCAUCACCUUUGUCCUCUGUAUGUCUUGUGUUCUGGGGAAAACUGUGGUGGUGUUAAUGGCCUUCAGAGCUUCACUUCCAGGCAGUAAUGUGAUGAAAUGGUUUGGACCAACACAGCAGAGACUCAGUGUUCUGGUCUUCACUCUCAUACAGGUUGUAAUAUGUGUCCUGUGGUUAACGAUUUCUCCUCCUUUCCCUUUUAAGAACUUGAAGGUAGUCAAAGACAAAAUCAUCUUAGAAUGUGCUCUGGGCUCAGCUGUAGGAUUCUGGGCUGUCCUUGGCUACAUAGGUUUUUUGGCUGUGUUCUGUUUUAUUCUUGCUUUUCUGGCUCGGAAACUGCCUGAUAACUUUAAUGAGGCCAAGUUCAUCACCUUCAGCAUGUUGAUAUUCUGUGCAGUGUGGCUUACUUUUAUCCCAGCGUAUGUCAGCUCUCCUGGAAAGUUUAGUGUUGCUGUGGAGAUUUUUGCUAUUCUGGCCUCUAGUUUUGGACUGCUAAUAUGUAUUUUUAUUCCAAAAUGUUACAUUAUGUUACUGACACCAGAGAAGAACACAAAGAAGAAUAUUAUGUGUAAAGAAGCUCACAGGAGGUUUUGAAGAAGUUUGAAGUAUGACUGUCUCCCUAAUUUGGUGGAUGGUUGUGGUUGUGGUUGUGGAGAUUAUGUGUUUUUGAAAAAGGUGUUUCAAAAAGGAGUAAGUAUCCCACGCUACAGGGAUUUUUUUAUAUUUGCAUAUGGAGCAAACUAAUACUGAUGUGUGUAUCACUGCUGAAUAUGGCCACUCUAGUAGUGAGGUGAAUCUACAGUAAUGAGGAGUUAAUCUAUCUGGCCUCUAAUCUAUGUAUGUUUACAGUUAACUAUAUAAGAAUUGAAAAGAAUUGAUUGGGAAUUUGGUGUAUGUGCUGAAAUGUGAGGGACAUUGGAAGACCUCCAGUCUACCCGACACCAUCUACUGUAGAACCACCUAGUAGGAAAUGUGCUUAAACCUUAUGCUGUGCCUUUUAAUUACUUUUGUUGUGAAUUGAUGAUGUUUAAAUAAAAUGAACUAAUGUAAGGAUGUAAUGAAUAAAUGUCCACUGUCAACUUCAUCCCGACCCUGGAGCUAACCCAAGGAACCAUAAACAGUCCCUCUUUUCCACUGUUAUUGCCACUAAAUACUGUAGCUGCUAGUGGUUUUU
Messenger RNA from Betta splendens (Siamese fighting fish), 3325 nucleotides. Its product is annotated as extracellular calcium-sensing receptor-like. The coding region runs from base 340 to 2745 and encodes 801 amino acids. Gene Ontology annotation, molecular function: G protein-coupled receptor activity. The transcript has 5 exons. Gene Ontology annotation, cellular component: membrane. Gene Ontology annotation, biological process: G protein-coupled receptor signaling pathway. The record is from RefSeq and is a predicted model, not a curated record. NCBI's taxonomy places the organism in Eukaryota, Metazoa, Chordata, Actinopteri, Anabantiformes, Osphronemidae.